AUGAUUGUCUCUACCAAGCUUAUUCUCGCCGUUCUGGCUUUCGAGGCUGCCAUUGCAGCUGCUGCUCGUGUUCAGUAUGAUGCAGCCAACGUUGAGCAUGCCAAUAUCUUCGGACGCGAUGGUGAAAUGACUGUCACUGUCACCAUGACUGAGUGCAAUUCUGCUUCGACUCCUGCCCCUUCAGCUUCAGUCCCAGCUCCACCUGGUACUUCCACCGUCAGUGCUACUGUUCCCAACAUGACCACUGCCGUCCCAACUGGGCCUCCUGAGGCUCCUGCUACUUCAUCUGUCGUGGUUACCACCUCUGGAGCGCCCACCACAACCCCUUCUCCACCCAUGUCUUCGUCUACCCCUGAGACCAAGACUUCCGUCUCCCACGAGACUUCUCGCACCACUCGUUCCUCACCUUCUGAGACCGUGGCUACGCCUACUCCAUCUGCCAUGGCUUCUCGCCAUGUUGGUUUCCACGCAGUCUUGGCUGGUGUGAUCGGUGCUGCCAUCUUUGCAGCCUUGUAA
Molecule: messenger RNA, 516 nt
Organism: Nannizzia gypsea CBS 118893
Lineage: Eukaryota; Fungi; Ascomycota; Eurotiomycetes; Onygenales; Arthrodermataceae
Exons: 3
Coding region: 1-516 (171 amino acids)
Source: RefSeq, a predicted model, not a curated record